AUGUUUCCCUGGGCCCUCCGCUACCUCUCAGGGCCCCACCAGAAGAUAUUUCAGUACCAUGAGGCUGUGAGGGGCUUCAUCCGCCAUGAAAUCAUCAGGCACAAGCUCAGGGCAUCUGAGGCCCCCAAGGAUUUCAUCAACUGCUACCUGUCACAAAUCACCAAGGCCAUGGCUGACCCUGUCUCCACAUUCAACGAGGAGAACCUGAUCCAAGUGGUGAUUGACCUGUUUCUAGGCGGUACGGACACCACAGCUACCACACUGCACUGGGCACUCAUACUCCUGGUCCAUCACAGAGCCGUCCAGGAGAGAGUGCAGCAGGAGCUGGACGAGGUGCUGGGCACUUCGCAAGCCAUCUGCUAUGAGGAUCGAGAACGGCUGCCCUACACCCGAGCUGUCCUGCACGAGGUGCAGCGUCUUAGCAGCGUUGUGGCUGUGGGUGCUGUGCGUCAGUGUGUGACUUCUACCUGGAUGCACGGUUACUACGUGCCCAAGGGAACCAUCAUCUUGCCCAAUCUGGCCUCUGUGCUGUAUGACCCCGAGUGCUGGGAGACCCCUCACCAGUUCAACCCUGGCCACUUCCUAGACAAGGAUGGAAACUUUGUGGCCAAUGAGGCCUUCCUGCCCUUCUCUGCGGGGCAUCGGGUGUGUCCUGGGGAACAGCUGGCCCGAAUGGAGCUCUUCCUGAUGUUUGCUACCCUCCUCAGGACCUUUCGGUUUCAAUUACCAGAAGGGAGCCAGGGCCUCAGGCUGGAAUAUGUCUUUGGGGGGACACUGCAGCCUCAACCCCAGAAGAUUUGUGCAGUGUUUCGCCUGAGCAGCCUUAGCCCUAGAGAGGAAGGCCUGUAG
Messenger RNA from Onychomys torridus (southern grasshopper mouse), 849 nucleotides. Its product is annotated as cytochrome P450 2J2-like. The transcript has 5 exons. Gene Ontology annotation, biological process: arachidonate metabolic process; xenobiotic metabolic process. The record is from RefSeq and is a predicted model, not a curated record. Lineage: Eukaryota; Metazoa; Chordata; Mammalia; Rodentia; Cricetidae. Gene Ontology annotation, cellular component: intracellular membrane-bounded organelle; cytoplasm. Gene Ontology annotation, molecular function: oxidoreductase activity, acting on paired donors, with incorporation or reduction of molecular oxygen, reduced flavin or flavoprotein as one donor, and incorporation of one atom of oxygen; iron ion binding; heme binding. Bases 1 to 849 code for a protein of 282 amino acids.